AUGGCGCCAAAUCCUUCAUCUGAGGGCACCCCUCUCAAAAAGCCAAGACCGGUGAUUCCUUCUCCCAGACGGAUCAAAUGGUGUAAAGAAGAUUUCUCUCCCGACGAAUGGCGUCGUGGAGUAGAUGUGAAAUGGGAUAUCGAUAAUUCUCCUAUCCGGAAAGAACCUGCUGUAAAACAAUUCCAGAGACAAAAAGCUAGUGCCGAACAAUUUGCUCUUGCUAACCCAUCAAUUUCAAAUGGAAAUGUUAGAGUCUACUGUGAUUCUCAAAGUGUUAUAUGCAUAUCUAAAAGGUCGAGUCGGUUCAAGAUGCAGAGAGAAGGCGAAAGGUUCUUCAGAUCUCAGGGUUUCUCCGGUCAGGUUCGAAGCGAAGGGGUUGAUGGUGAAGUGAAGACGAAGCAUCUGGGGUGGGAUUUCUUCAGGAUUGCGGAAGCUGCGGUGGUAAAAUCUGGGUUCGAGAUUUCAGGAGCUGAAGAGUCAGCAAAAGAGUUGUGGAAAGGCUGUAUGAUUCUGGAGACAAGUCGAAAGGAAAGACUUGCAGAUGACAGCUACGACGGUGAUGGUACGAGGAGGAGCACCGGAGAUUGUAUCCACGGCGAGGUGAUUGAGAAUCGCCAAGGAAGAUCGAAAAAGUAA
Arabis nemorensis is the source of this 636-nucleotide messenger RNA. Lineage: Eukaryota; Viridiplantae; Streptophyta; Magnoliopsida; Brassicales; Brassicaceae. The record is from the annotation of a GenBank genome assembly.